Leucoraja erinaceus (little skate) is the source of this 7385-nucleotide messenger RNA. RefSeq names its product neuronal growth regulator 1 (gene negr1). The transcript has 7 exons. Gene Ontology annotation, cellular component: neuron projection. The record is from RefSeq and is a predicted model, not a curated record. The coding region runs from base 1847 to 2893 and encodes 348 amino acids. Lineage: Eukaryota; Metazoa; Chordata; Chondrichthyes; Rajiformes; Rajidae.
AAAAACAGACCUGUCAAAGGGCGGAUUAACUUCUAGCAAGCCAACGGCCAUCCACACUUCAGUAGAAGUUGCAAUCACUGCUGUACAUAGCAGUGUAUGGAAUGAUGAUGAAGCACACACAUCAAAAAAAUCCUAUACUUCCAGUGGUGGAAGUCCGCAGGAACUGGAGGACAGAGAUGUGUGGUGUGUCCGUCACCGUUCCCGUUGGAAACCAGCACCACUGCGUCGCUAAUGUUUUUAACGAUAAGGAAUGAAUGAAUGGAGUCACUCAGCUUAUGAUAAGUUCUUUGGCCUAACAUGUUUAUGCUGAUAAUCAAAUACCUGUCUGAUCCCUUUCCUAGUGCUUGGUAAAUAGCCUACUAAACAGUAAUCUGCCUCUGUCAAUUUCUCAUGUGUUCUAGUCAAAUCAAUGGUCAAUAGUUCUUUAUUAUUACAUGUACAGACGUACAGUGACAUUCUUUUUUUUUUUAGUAAAGUAUCACCAUUCCUAACCACAAACCCCAAUUAAUAUAAAGUGUAGAGAAAUGUCCACUGAGAUGCAUACAAUAGUCACCAGGUUUCAGCACCAUUUUCAAAGUCCAGUCUGGUCUGCACAAUCGGUCUCCUGGAGUGGCGCUGGAUCCAGGCCAGCCCUGGGCGGUUGCAGAACGUCAAGCUUCCAUCUGGAUCAUCAAACAAACUAAAAACACUGUGGGUGAAAAAUAUUUUCCUCAGGCCCAUGUUUAAACAUCUUCUCUCCUUCAACCUAUGCCCUCUGGCCUUGGACAUAGAAACAUAGAAACAUAGAAAAUAGGUGCAGGAGUAGGUCAUUCGGCCCUUCGAGCCUGCACCGCCAUUCAAUAUGAUCAUGGCUGAUCUACCAUUAUGAUCUAUCACAUGUCUACCAUUAGAAAAAAAUAUAUACCAUCUAUGCUUCUCAUAAUUUUGUACAUCUCUACCAGUGCCCCCUCAGCCUCCUCUGCUCUAAGCAAUACAAACCUGGUCUAUCCUGUCUCUCCUCAUCACUGAAACAUUUCAUACAAACGAUAUCUAUGUGAGUCUCUUUAGCACUCCCCGUGUAACUACAUCCAUCCUGAGGUAGGGUGAGUUGUUUCUUCAUUUUUUUAAAACAUCUUUCCUUUUGACAUGUCAUUUGCACAGUUUUUUUUUACUUCAGAGAAUUUUAGUUGGUAUUUUUCCUGGAGCAAGAGUCCCCACCUACAUAAGCUACUGCAGAGGUUUUGGUACCUUCGCAAGUUGUAUUAUAUAAUCCCGUUAAUAUACUAAGGGUAGAACCUUUUCCCACUGAGCAAGAUUCGUCCAAAAGAAUAAAAGUUAGAAUUUUUACAGAAUUCAUAAACAUUUCUUUGCAAAAUAAUUUUUAAUGUUUUCACAAAGGAAUCGGAAUUUAUGGUGACGUUGAUAAGCAAGCUUUUUUUUUGUGCAUCGAUUAGUGCAUUUUUGUUUAUUUUAACGUUGCUUUAGCGUUUAUUAGUUGUCAUGCCGAUGCUGAUGGGUGAAAUACAGCAAUACCUUUAAUGCUCGGUGCUCCCAGUCAGUCGGACAUGUUGCCUGGGCAACGGCCAUGGCAACAGGAUCAGAGCCUGGGGCUGGCUGCCAUCUCCCUCCCUCUCUCUCUCUCCACAUACACACACACACGCAUUUUACAGCAGUUCGUCCGUAGAUGAUGUGGAAGCCGCUGGAGAAUAAAGAGCUCGUACUUUAAACCCAGGCAGCACCAGCGCGAAACUCUCUUCGCUUGGCAGAGAAAGAGGGGAGGGAAGACCGAAAUAAACAAAAAAUAAAACAGAGCAAGGGGUUUGGAGAGAUUUUGUAUGAGAAAAGGGGGGCUGGAGAAACCGAAGCAAUGGACAGCCUGCAGGAUGCUUCCCCGUGCGCCCCCGGCCAGUGGCUGGCGGCUCUGCUGCUGAGCCUCUGCUGUUUGUUGCCCACAUGCCUCCCGGCAGCAGCUCAGAGCGUGGAUUUCUCCUGGCCAGCUGAGGACAACGUCGUGGUGCGACAGGGGGACACGGCCAUCCUCAGAUGCUAUCUUGAAGAUGGUACUUCGAAGGGAGCAUGGUUGAACCGGUCCAGCAUCAUCUUUGCGGGGAACGACAAAUGGUCCGUGGACCCGCGGGUUUCAAUCGUGUCAAGCACUAAACGAGAAUAUAGUCUUCAGAUUCAGAAGGUUGAAGUCACUGAUGAUGGCCAAUUCACCUGUUCAGUCCAGACCCAAUAUAAUCCCAAGACUUUGCAAAUGCAUUUGAUAGUGCAAGUUCCACCAAAAAUCUUUGACAUCUCUGCGAGCUCUGUUGUGAAUGAAUUCAGCAAUGUCACUCUUUUUUGUAUGGCAAAUGGAAAACCUGAGCCCACCAUAACUUGGAAGCAUAUUUCGCCAUCAGCAAAAGACUUUAUCAGUGAAGGUGAAUACCUUGAGAUUUAUGGCAUUACUCGGAACCAAGCUGGCUUCUAUGAAUGUCUCGCAAACAAUGAUGUGUCAAUUGCAGAUACACGAACAGUUCGCAUUACAGUCAAUUACCCUCCAGCAAUAAAGGAAAUUAAGAGUCCUGGGAUGGUUCUUGGUAAAGUUGGGCUAUUGCGAUGUGAGGCUUUUGCAGUUCCUGCGGCAGCUUUUGAAUGGUACAAAGGAGACAAGAGGUUGGCCUCCGGCAGGCAAGGGAUUCAUAUCAAGAACUUCAACACCAGAUCUAUCCUCACUGUUACCAACAUUACAGAGGAUCAUUAUGGCAAUUACACGUGCGUGGCUGCCAAUAAACUAGGGACAAGUAGUGCCAGUCAUUUUCUACACAUGCCAUCCAAAGAACAAUAUGGAAUCACUGGUGGUGCUGAAGUUAUUUUAUCCUGGUGGUACCUCGUGAUGGCACUAUCCUGCCUGGUCAGCAGCACAUACUAGCAGAGGGGAAAUUUACCGGCCACAAUGAACGUGAGUGAGAAAGCAUGAAGAUGUUCAAGAGUCGCUUCCAAGUGCUGAGAACUGGAAUCAAUCUGGUACAGUUCACUCACGGAAAAGUGUGAGAAUCAAUCAGCAGUGCAAACACAGGGAUGUGAAACUUUCCUACAAUUACUGAUCAUGUAAAUGUCUAAAUUAUAUUAUUUUCAGGUUGUCAUCAAGUUCUGACAUUGAACUCAUUGUCCUCGAUCAAGCUUUGUAGGCUGUGAAGUUACUUUUUGAGAACAUAUGUUGUAUUAUCUUACAUAUAAGCUGUAAUGCUUCACAAUUUUUAUUAGCCCCCACCCCCUCCUCUUCAAGGUGCUGGUUACAUGCAAGAAAUAUAUGGCACGCAUGAGAUAUUAUAGCCUCUAGUAUGAUUUAGUAUUCAUAAUAAUAUCAUAACACAAAUGGGCAUUCAAUGAAAACUGGCCUUGUGUAUGUAUAGUUCCAAGAUUUUAAUGGGCCUGUCCAAACAUAUAAAUUAGGAAAAUCAAUUUUUACACCAAAAUUUACUGGCAAAAAGAUAGGCAUCCAUUUCAAUUAAUCAAUGGGCAUUUUUUAGAAAUUAAUUGAAAUUCCCUUUAACAAAUUCCAUAUUCCUUCUAAAAUGUUAUACAGUCAAAAAUACUUUAACUGAAAAAAUGAGAAAAAAAAUGAGGAUGGUUUAUUAGUGCCUCUGUGAUCUGGGUUCAAUCCCGACCUUCGGUACUGUUUGUGUGCACAUUCUCCUUAGGACUAAAUGGGUUUUCUUUGGAUGUUCCGGUUUCCUCUCACAUCACAUACAUGCAGGUGGAUUAACUGGGUACUAUAAAUCUCUUGAAGUUGGCCAGGGGGACUGUUGGGUAUAAAAGAGAGAAGAGAUUACAGAAAAAGUAUGUGGGUGAAUAGGACUGAUUGAAAUGGCUGGAGAGCUAACAUAAGAGUUGAUGGGCUGAAUGAUACUUUACAUUGUAAGGAAUGUGCAGUAAAUAUGGGGAUAGGUCAGUCAUCUUUCAUGACUUCACCUUCAAAUAUUUCCCUUUAUGUUGAAGUUGUUUGAAGAAAUUUUGUUCUAUCCAGUCCCAUUGUGAUUUUAGAAUAUUUUAUAUUUUCUCACUGAACAAAGGUAAGUCAUUUGGCCCAUCUACGCUGCAUGUUAGAGCCAUCCCAUUCCACUACUUGCUUCUCUGUAACAUAUUUUCUUUCAUGCACCCAUUAAAUGCCAUCUGAUUCUCUUACCAACUGAGGACAGGUGGCAUAAUUUACAGUGGCCAAUUAACUACCAGUUAGCAUGUCUUUGGGAUGUGGGGUAGCAUAAAAACUUGAAAAAGUUAUAAAUAUGAAAUUAUAACACAUUGUUUUGGAAAUAAGUAGCAAUUGAAAGGGAGGAUUAACAUUUCAGGUGAAAUCUCCAUCAGAACUAAUUCCUAUCAGAUGGAAAAUCCCAACCAAAUCAUCAAUCUCCAUUUACUGUUUUUUAUCUCACUGUAGAAUAAAUGGCAUAAAACUAAAUAAUUUUGCCUUCUUGCUUUGCAUUUGAGACUUAUCUCUGUAUAAUCCCAGUUUAGAAUGCAAUUAAUUCAUCCUGGCCGACUGAAUUUGUGGCUUCAAUACCAAUCAUGUCUUUGCAACUUACAUCUAUAGGUGGUGGAUGAAAUUGCAGCACAUAAAAUCCGCAUGCAUUCAUAUAUGAAAGUUAACAAAUAUUACUGCCAUUUUAUAAAUCUAGCUCAUUCUGGUGCUCAAAACCAUAACAAUCAAAGUUUGUCAUUAUAUGUUAAGAAGAAUUCUGCCAUUCGAUUAUUUGCCAGGUAUUAUACAUCUUGUUGGAACAAAUCAAAGCUAUUAAUCCAGGUUUCAGGGCUUCAAAGAAAAUAAUCUGUGCCAAAUCUUAUAUGACAUACAUGACAUAACUUAAACAUUAAUGGUGUCCUUGGAAGGAUCUGUUUUCCAAUUAUGUUUUCUGCACUGAAAUAGACAACAUUUUAAUCAACUAUUAAUUGAUUCCAAAAAGCAUGAAACAGUUAAUAUCAAAUGAUUCAUUUAUUGAAGAACAAAAACUACUUGUAAUUCCAAAAUGUUAUGAUGAAUGCAAAUUAAAAAGGCAAUGCUCAAUGAGGGAACCAUUAUAAAUAUUUCCCCAUUAUUAUUUUAAUGUAUUAAUGUGGAACUGUCUUUGUUCAAAUACUUAAAGUGUGUUUAAAUUGGCUCCCUUGGCAUUUGUUGUGAUACAGUGACCCCCAGUUCACCAGACAGUAUCAUUUGAUGCAAGAGACACCAUGAAAAAUAUGUUCUUCAUUGCCCAAACUAAAUCUUCACUUCAUGAUCAGAACUUUUAAAUGAACAUUUGGAAAAACUUCAUUACAAAACUUGUGGUGGAGGAAUUAAAGCCAAAUAACUGUAAAACAUUUACAAUCAUGGUGACCUCAGGUGCAAAAGGAGUGAUAACACUGAGUCAUAUGUUUAGUAAUUUUAUCUUUAAUGACAGAUAUUUUUCAAGAAGAUUAUGUUCACUUAUUUUAUUGAAUAACUGAAAUGAUGCAAAUGAUAAAAGUAUUUAUAAUUGCUCUAUGAUAAAGUUGUAUAGUUAUCAAAUACAUUUAUUGUUUGGAGAAACAAACCUUCAAUUAUUCCAUACAUGGCAACUAUUAAAAACUCUAAACAUAUGUUCAGUAUUGUCACAAGGAUUUGAAAUGUUGAAUCCAUGCAGUAUUAAUACAGGGCUCAUGUAAGCUAUGACAGGGAAAUAUAAAAAAAACUGUUGUCAAUUAUUGGGAUGUAUGUAACAUUUGGCAAGGUGAUGAAUUACUGACUUCCCUCGUUCACCUUGAGAAGAUAGUGGGCGAUCCAGCUUUGCAAGUGGCACAGUCCUGAUGCAGGUCCUUCCACAAUAUGCUUGUGUUAUAUUAUCCAAGUUUUAGACCUGAGACCAAGAAUGAACAGUGCUAUGUUUUAAACACAGCAUUGUGUAUGACCUAGAGGGUAACUGCUGGUGGUGGUGUUGCUGGAGUGUUAUUGGAGUUGCACUUAUUCAAAAUAGUGGGAAAUCGUCUAUGACAUGCCUGCCAUGUGCCUUGAAGAUGCUGAAGCCUUUGAGGUAUCAUGAAAACAAGUAAAUAUUUGGACUUUACAAAGACACAAGAGACUGCAGGUGUUGGAAUCAUGAGCAAAAGAAACAAAAUGCUGGAGGAACUCAGUGGAUCAGGCAGCAUCCGUAGAGGUAAACAGCCAGAUGAUGUUAUGUGUCGGGACCCAUCUUCAGACUGAUGGUGUAGAGGGAGAAAGCAGGACAAGAGAGGGAGGAGUGUGGAAAAGUGUGGCAAGUGAUUGGUAGAAAAAGGCCAGGGGAGUGAUUGAUAGAUGGGUGGAGAUAGUGAUAAAGGCAAUGGGUAAAAUGGAGAGAAAAGGGUGCAGAUAAGGAAGGAAGAGGAGGAUCCAAGGGGAGGAUAUGGGUCGAAGGGGAAAAGGAGAGAGAAAAUAGAGAAAAGAGGAGAGAUAAAGGAGAUAUGAGGGAGUAGGGAGUUUGGGAGAUGUGAAAGGAGGAGGAGAAAGGAAUAGACUGGUGGGAUAGUGACAGAAAUAUGUGUGCACCAGUGGGGAAAUUGGGGGACAACAUGAAGGGGAAGGGGAAUAAGGGCAUUUACUUGAAAUUGGAGAAUUCAACGUUCAUGCCGUUGGGUUGUAAACUACCCAAAUGGAUUAUGAGGAACUGUUCUUCCAAUUCGCUUGUGGCAGUGGAGGAGGCUUGGUGUUCUCUCCAGCCUGUUAAUGCUGUGAGAGUGUGUGUAGAAACUGGCAACUGAGGGAAGGAGAAUAUGGCGCAGGUGAUGUUGCAACUCGUGGAUGUAUCUUAAUAUGUGAUAAGUGGAAGAUGGGCGAUUCAUUGUGGGCAUCUGAUUUAAUUUUUCCUUUUUUUGUAAUUCUAGUACUAAAUUCUGCCCUCAACCAUCUUAUACUAUCACACAGCAACAUUACGUAGCCCUAAAAGUUAGUGCCUUUUACAGAAGCAAGAAAUGAAUGGGAUAUUAAUAUAGAAGCAGAUCAGCAAUGUUAUUGCUGAAUGAUUUAGCUGAGGAUCCUCAUCAUGGUGAGAACUAUAACAAGCUUUGGAAAAAUUGCUUUUCUUAUAACUCAUUAACAUAAACUUUAUUACAGAACUAUUACUUUUAGCAUUGAACAGGCAUUUGAAUUUGUUCAUGUUUCAAUAAGGAAAAAAAACUUGAAUAGUAUAUACUGAAUAGAAUAUUUUCUUUGAGCAAUGUUAUUCAGAAUCUAUCAUGUAUACGAUUCCUUUGAUCUGGCAUGUUCACAGCGGGAAGGAGAUGUCAUUCCCAUCUCCAGCUGGCAAAAUUUCACACGCUAGACCAAUCAUAAUGGAAUAUGAAAAAGAUCAUACCAAUGCAUGCAGUCUCAGUGCCUUGGAGAUCCAAAGAGCCCAGGAAGACUUUAGGGCAGGAACUUCAGUGUGCUGCUU